UGUAUGUGGUGUGGUCCUGCCUCAGCUGCCUCCGCACUCAUUGCGCACACUGAGCUGACGGACACACAUCCGCUCUCUACACACACUGUUGGAGCUGCAGUGGAACAAGUGGACGCGGGAGAAGAAGAAGUAUUAGAAGAAGAAGAAGAAGAAAAAGGAGAAGAAGAUGUCACUGGCAGUGAAGAAAGGAAUAAGCGCCAAAGCCGAGUCCAGAAAAUGCGCUGCGCGUCUCUGGAGGCUCUUCCCGCACCUUCUGCUGUGUCUGUCUCUGGUCGCUUACGCUGCGCUGGGCGCGCUCAUGUUCCAGUACGUGGAAGGAAGCAGCAAUUCCACCACCCAGACGGAGUACCAUGAGUUCCUGGGUCAGAUCGUUCGCACCGUCCAGAACCUCUCCGAUAACGCCUCCCUCACGCAUCAGCACAUACUGCAGGAGGUGGAGAAAAAGAUGAGUGCCAGCUUCAAGUCGAUCUGGCUCCAGAGGCCUGACAGGUGGAAUUUCUUUGGCUCCAUGUUCUUCUGCUGCACUGUGUUCACAACAAUUGGGUAUGGGGAGAUUUAUCCGGUUACCCUGCCUGGUAAGGUGGUGUGUGUCUUCUAUGCCAUGGUGGGCAUCCCCCUCAUGCUUCUGGUCAUCCUCGAUGUAGGAGACUUCCUUGCUCGGCUUAUGUCCAGAGCCUACGUCCACAUUCACACCCUCUGCAAAAUCCUCCUCUCCCGCACCCGUUCACCGUGGAAGGCUCAUAAGAGGACGGUGGAGUCGAGCCACUGGGCCCUAAACGAUGGUACCUUUGUUUUCAGUCAUGAUGUUGUGAUCCGUGAACCGCUCGACAUCCGGCAGGUGAUGCACAGCCAGGCAGACGUACGGCACAAGUCCAUCCAGCUCCAGGACAACAAGGAGAUCUUUGAGAAGAUUCUGGCCAGGGAGAAUUUACUCAGAAAGGGCCCACUGCUCAGGACCCUCUCCUGCCCAGAGCUGGACCGGCUGCCACCACCACCCAAAGGAUACACCAUAUGGGACUUCACAGGGUUAGGGGAUGGAAUGGAAAUGUUGGAUGUCCCUUUUGUGCUGAUCCUUUUCAUUGUGUUUGCCUACAUUUUCUUUUUCGGUUUGAUUCUGCCGUUGUGGGAAACAGAAUUCAAGGGAUUUGACCCCUACUACUUCUGCUUCAUCACGCUCACUACCAUAGGUUUUGGUGACAUUGUGCCAAAUCACCCCAAGUACUUCAUGCUUACUUCACUCUUCAUCAUUGUUGGCAUGGCCAUCAUGUCCAUGGCUUUUAAGCUGAGCCAAACACGAAUUGUUAGUUGCUACCGCCAGUGCAUCAAGUUCAUCAGCAGGGGAAACGUGGAAACUUUCAAAAAUGAAGAGAAUGACUAAAUGACCAGAGAAUCUCUGCCUCAUGUCCAAGAGUUGUGCAAGCUCACAGUCCUGGCUUUGAAACAGGCCCAGACCGGAGUCUGAAGGAACUUGUCCAGUGCACUCUUUGUGCUGGUUGUUCGGUUACAAGCAUGAGCAAAAUAAAAAAUGUGCAUGUGCCAAACGCUUUUGCCCAGUACAGUGCAAUAUUCAAAAUGAUUCCUGUCAAAAGGAACUUCAAAUUCUGCAUAUCUAGGUACAGUAUCUUGCCAAGGAAUGACUAUUAGUUGUGCUGCAGCAAUUGUACUGCUUUAAAGUACUACAGUGGACGGACACAGUAGUUUAGUGUUUACUCUGGAUUUCUUACCACCUGCUAGAAAAAUUCAAUAAAAUGCCUUUUAAGUUCAGCUUUGUUGGUUUUUUUAAAUUCACAUUAUAACAUAGUGUCAAACUAACAUCAUUACAUUUUCUAGACUGUAAUAUUAACCCUCAAGUUAUGGUGAGGGUUAGGCAUUCAGUUCAGAUGGUUAUGGUUAGAGAAAGGGGCUCAGGGCUGCAUUAUCUCAAUGGCAAGUCCCCACAAAUAUCAUAAGACAAGGGUGUGUGGGACAUCAAAGGCAUGCAGCAAAGAGUCCAGUCGGCUGGGAAUCGAACUUGGUACUCACUGCUCAGGACCUUUGCACCUCCAUGGUAUGUAGGUGCAACGGUGCUUAUUAAUUGAAGGUGCUGGAAUGCCAUUCCCUUUAACACCCACUGAUAUGCCUAACCUUUGGGACCUGCCACCAUGAAUUCCUGUAUGCUGUCACCCCCCAACUCAUCCAUCAGUUCCCACAAGUAUAUUUCCCAAUUUGAGUCAAGACCCCCAUCUGUGGUGACAUCGACCAGGCUGAAUAGAAAAGUGUUCCAAAUAACUGUAUGCCUGUAGACUCUGUAGCUGCUAUGAAGACGACAUCCACCUCGUUUGCAAUACAUUGAUUGCUGUAACUCCACUUCAAAACUUCCAAAGUUUCUAGUUUGGUUUGGGUCUGAUACUUCUCUGCACAAACUUACCCGAAAAGCUGUGGAGACACAAUCUAGACAUUUUAUCUGGGUUUUGAUGGCGUCCAAGCAAAUUCUCCUUUUAGUAUGAUACUGAUUUACUUCUCCCUGCUUUUUUGAUCCUUUUACUCAGAUGGGGCCCCCUCCUGUGUGCAUGUAGUUGAAUAUUAAGUUGCUUUUUCUAUCAAAGUGCCACAAACACGCAUGACAUGAUCUUUGUUACCCAAUAACCCAUCUCCAAGAUCUUGUUCAAUUCAGUAGUGACCAAAACCUCCGUCAAUGCUCUGACCCCAUCACUGUGCCCAGAUGUGACCCUCUUGAAAAUUUAGUUUGGCGUUCAGACAACAGAGGGUAGGAGCUUACCUGCAGAUGCUCCGUAAGGUCAAACAGGAAAAUAUAGCUCAACCUCAAGGUGCACAUCCUACCACCUAACAAAUCAUUGCAGGGUGACAGAGCCUGGGGAAUGUGAUUCAACCCCUGAUGGGAUUUUUUCAUCUCCACCCACGUAUGACGAUCGAUUUGACCCCCUGAUCAGACUGUUACAUCUGUCAUUUAUCCUUACAGGUCACUUUCAACUCCUUAAAGGUGGUACCAGUCAGAGGAAAGGUGUCAUGAGGUUGAGAACAAGAUGGACAACCUAGAAAGUGCCACACAUAUUUCAAACCUUUAAUCUUGGCAAAACCAUCUACAAAAGACCGCACCAACUGUUUCAUUUAAAGCGUGUUGAAUGACGAUGUCUUUGAAUUUGUUUUGAAAUGAUGCCUGUAAUCGAAAGUAUUACUAGCCUUUCAGAAAGUAGACACUGGUGGUGCAGCUGAAAGGGUCCACGCUUGUCUCUUCAAUAUACCCUUUCCUGAACAGUGUACAAAUGCACCCCUACACACUGUCUAGUACCAACCCUCUUUUCCACUGUAGUGAUGCAGUUGAUGGCGUAAACAUUAAGCAACGGGUAGAGCCCCUUGUACUUCAAAUGGGCUUUGGAGCUGAAACCGUCCCUUUGUUUAAUCAACAAAGCCUGUCAGCAUGGAGGUAAAGCACAUGGAAAGUGUUGUUGAAAUCUUAAUAAAGAUAUAA
Seriola aureovittata is the source of this 3469-nucleotide messenger RNA. RefSeq names its product potassium channel, subfamily K, member 18 (gene kcnk18). The transcript is spliced from 3 exons. NCBI's taxonomy places the organism in Eukaryota, Metazoa, Chordata, Actinopteri, Carangiformes, Carangidae. The record is from RefSeq and is a predicted model, not a curated record. The coding region runs from base 167 to 1378 and encodes 403 amino acids. Gene Ontology annotation, biological process: stabilization of membrane potential; potassium ion transmembrane transport. Gene Ontology annotation, cellular component: membrane. Gene Ontology annotation, molecular function: potassium ion leak channel activity.